AUGGCUAAGGCACCCACUCCAGAACUCAAAAAGUAUAUGGAUAAGCGUUUACUGCUCCAGUUGAACGGCAACCGACGAGUCACUGGUGUCCUUCGUGGUUAUGAUCCCUUUAUGAAUAUUGUGUUGGAUGACGCUGUGGAGGAAGUGAGUGCAACAGAAAAGAACCAUAUUGGCAUGGUGGUCAUCCGUGGCAACAGCAUCUCCAUCAUGGAAGCACUUGAGCGCAUAUAA
This is a messenger RNA of Lichtheimia ornata, 231 nucleotides long. RefSeq lists its product as uncharacterized. The record is from RefSeq and is a predicted model, not a curated record. Gene Ontology annotation, biological process: mRNA splicing, via spliceosome; spliceosomal snRNP assembly. Lineage: Eukaryota; Fungi; Mucoromycota; Mucoromycetes; Mucorales; Lichtheimiaceae. The transcript is spliced from 3 exons. Gene Ontology annotation, molecular function: RNA binding. Gene Ontology annotation, cellular component: spliceosomal tri-snRNP complex; U4 snRNP; U1 snRNP. The coding region runs from base 1 to 231 and encodes 76 amino acids.